This is a messenger RNA of Malassezia pachydermatis, 1401 nucleotides long. RefSeq names its product set domain-containing protein. Lineage: Eukaryota; Fungi; Basidiomycota; Malasseziomycetes; Malasseziales; Malasseziaceae. The transcript has 3 exons. The coding region runs from base 1 to 1401 and encodes 466 amino acids. The record is from RefSeq and is a predicted model, not a curated record. Gene Ontology annotation, biological process: peptidyl-lysine monomethylation; peptidyl-lysine trimethylation. Gene Ontology annotation, molecular function: protein-lysine N-methyltransferase activity; protein binding.
AUGGCAGCCCAUGCCUUGCAGGCCUAUGUAGCCGAGGCAGGGUCGGCACGCCCGCCGAUUGUGCACGUUGACGUGUCAGACGCGGUGCCAGCGGGUCGUGGUUUGGUCGCUACAUGCACGACAAAGUGUGGUGACGUGCUGUUGUCCAUCCCGCCUCGCGCGCUCCUCAACCCCGUGGCACUGACGCGAGGCCAACGUGUGCCUUGGACACCGGCCAAACGAGGGGACGCGGCGCCAAAUCCAUCCCCCCUGUCCACCCACCAACUUCUGGCGUUCGUAUUGGCGCUCUGGAAGAGCACCAUGCGGCGAGCAGAGACGCCUACGACCAAGUACGACGCCUUCUUUGCCUCGCUACCGACCUCUUUUCCUACCGUACCAUUGACAUGGGACGUGGACAAGCGCACAGAUCUGCUAGACGCGCUCCCGCCCUCCGCAGCACAUCGACAGACACAGCUACAGCGCCGCUGCUAUGCGGACUGGGCACGUGUCGAGGCGUUGGACGAUGCGACAGUGGCUUCGAUUUGGUCGUGUAUCCAUACCUCGAGCUUCGUACGUCCUACCUUCGACGAGUUUGUGUGGGGAUGGCUGUGUACCAACUCGCGCUGCGUGUACAUGGAUCUAAACUAUGUGCGUCAUGAAGACAAUUUUACCUUGGCGCCGCUGCUAGAUAUGGCGAAUCAUACGGCCCGAACGGAGCUGGAGUGCAAAGUGCGGUACAGUCGGUCAGAUGGCUUGGAGUUAUGUGCGCCGCGCCAGCCAUUGUCGCCCGGCGACGAAGUGUGCAUCACGUAUGGCCCGCACGGCAAUGCUAUGCUGCUGGUGGAGUACGGUUUUGUGCUGCCCAUGACGCUGCAUCCAGAGACGCCAUGGCCGGGCAAUCCACAUAGCGAUGUGAGUGUGGACGAUAUGGUCCUGACCCUGCUGGAUGAGCAGGGCGCGAUCGGUGCGUGGAAACGAGCGCUCUUGCAGAGCGAGGGGUACUGGGGAGACUACACUUUGCAUCCUAUGCCGGCGCCCGCGCAUCCUUCGCAUCGUUUGCGUACAGCGCUGCGGUUGGUAUGUAUGGAUGUACAAGAUACGCGCCCACCCCCCCUGGCGUCGGACGACCAGAGCGUGAAAAAGCGCAGGACGCCACGCAUCUACACGCGCGACGAUGCACAGCGAGCGUGGCGCCUUGUCACGCAUGGCGGGCGCGAUGCGAUCUCGGACGAGAACGAACGGGCUGUGCGGCGCCACGUUCUUACGCUCUGUACGAAGGUGGAGCAGGAGCAUCAAAAGCGAUGGGCCUCGCUGGAGGGCCAAGAAGGUGAAGCGGUAGAGAUGCUUCGUUCCUUGCUACGGGAAGAAAGACAGAUUGCCCGGUUAGUCUAUGCGAGUGCCGAGCGUGAGGACGCUUGGUAG